UCGUAUUCCCGGAUGAGAUUUGGUUGAAAUUACGUUCCAUGAGGGAAGACAACGCUGAAUCCUUAAGUCCCUCAAACACUCAAGUAGCAUCGACUACAGAGGAUAUUUUUGCAUGACCUUGCUUUUAAAGAACUAACGGCUUCUGUGAAUAUUGGGUAAAAUGGUUAGAUUGGACCUUGGUGAUGUACUUUUGCGCAGGAUGCAGGAGAAGGAUAUUGAUGCUGUAAAGGCUCUCAUCAAGGAAGGAUGUGAGGGAACGGAGAACCGCCUGAUUCUUUACCUUCUGACUCGUCCGCUCGCUCUCCUCAUGCUGGCCAUCCUCUCCUCUAUCCUCCGCUGUGUACUGCACUCUUUUAUCUUGGCCUUGGUCAUUCCAGUCUUCAUCUUCAUCAUCUACCUCAAACUUACCAUACCACGCUCGGUGGGCAUCUUGGGCUCCAGCAGGCCAUACUGGGACUACGUGGGCAGCAGUUACCAUGCAGACACUGAACCAGAUCUACCCAAUCCUCACACUGGCAGGGCCAAACUGGAGAAAACCAGACGGCGUAAAAAACCUAAAGAAAAGGAGAAGGACAAGACGAAUGAGAAAGAACAGGUGGAUGAGGAUGAGCUGAAGGAGAGGGCGAAGGUUGCUGGUGAGGUGUGGGUGGCGGACUCUGAUGGGGAGAUUAUGGGAUGCGUGGCUAGAGAUGGUUGGAGUCGGGACGGUGUAUGUAGGGUCUGCAGGCUGGUGGUCCAGAGUUGGUACCGCAGAGAGGGACUGGGCAGACUGCUGGUGCAGGGACUGGAGUCCAAAACAAAACAGAGUGGCAUACGGCGGGUCUAUGCCCAUGUGCCAUUUCCAUCCAAAGUGGGAGAAGCUUUCUUCAGGAGGCUGGGUUAUCGUCUGCAGGGCGAGACUGCAGGGACUACUGAAGAGGAGGAGGAGGAGGAUUAUGAAGAGCCACAGAAGGGUUGGUUGGGUUUCCCUUUAACUAAAGUGUUUGUAAAGGAUCUAUAAUUCACAUUAAAACAGGAACGAAAGGCUUUCUUGGCAACACAUAAUUUAAGGAAUAUUCUGGGUUCAGUACACACAAUACUCAACAAACCUGUGGUGUAAUGUGAAUGGUGAUCACAAAAUUAUUUUUUUUGACAUUUAAACAAAAUGAAUACAUAAAAGUCAAAUUUAAGGAAAUGGUAGGGCCGACAUUAAAAGAAAAAUGGGGCCAAUUUAUGGAUUUAAAAGUAAGAAUGUAAAGCUAAUAAUUGCGAUAAAAGCAGUUAAUUCUGUUGAACCUUUAGUAUGAGUUAUAAAGCUGUUUCAAUACUCAUUUUACAGUCUUUUAUGGUUUAUGAAGUAAUAUUACCAUGAAUUUGUGAAUUUAAGUGUACCUAAUACAGUGGUGGCCAAAAUGAUUAGAACACUAGUAUUUUCUUGAAGAAUCUUGGAGACUUUGGCACAGUUCUUCUGUAUUUAGACUGUCUCAGUUUGUUCUGUUUCUUCAUGUCAUUCCAGACAGAAUGAUGAUAAUGAGAUCAGAUCUCUGUGUGCAGCACUGGCUGCUGUCAGACUCCUUGUGCAAACAAAAAUCUCACCGGAUUAUUACAAUUGAUGGCAAAAUGAAUGUUUGGAAAUGUAAACUGAUAUUACCUACUGACACACUAUAGCAAAAUAUAGAAAGAACUGAUUUUAAACCAUUUUUCUUGCUGGUGAAAAUACUAGUAUUAUAAUAAUUUUGGCCACCACUGUAACUUAAUAAGCAUUUUUUUUUAUUUCAAACUAAAUAUGCAUAGUUUACAUCUUGUGGCUUUACUGUUGAAACAGUGAGUAUUUUACCAUUGGCUUCAUUGUAUGUAACCCAGAAGCCAUUUCAACUUGUUUUUUUUUUUUUUUUUUUUUUUUGUGGUAAUCAAUAUUAUGUUCUUUUGAUUGAGCUUAACUCAUCUUGAACCAUUAAUAUUCCUUUUUAAAAGCUUAGAUUUAAGAUUUAUAAAUGGAUUUGUUCAUUUUCACAUCAUCCCAAUGAAUAACAGUAGCCGGGUUUCCAUCCAAAGUUGCCAUCCAAAUUUAACUUGUGCUCAAAACUGGAAUAUCGCAUUAAAACAUCGUUUUCAUCCAACAAGUCAGAGAACAAAAUAGUCACUUCCUGAAAAACUGGCACGAUAAAUCACUAAGAAAAGUAGGAGAAUAUAAUAAUUUACAUAUAUAGGCUAAUAAAUUACUUGGGCGUCACAGCAAGCAGACGAAACACAAUGAAUGCGGUCAUUGCUUUUGGAGGUUGAUGCUGCUGUUUGGGAAUGCAGUCUUGUAAGACAUUUCUGCGAGGCAAUUAUACAGAAAUUCUUUGACAGAUUUUGCUCGUGCAUUUAUGAAUGACCAUAAAAACAUUUUAGAUGCUGUGGAAUGAGAUCGGUCCGCUGGUUAGUCAGGUUUUCCCAUAAUGCGCUUGGAGUAAUUUAUUCACAAAAUGCAUUUCAAUCUCCCAUUAUUCGCAUCAACCCUUUUUUGCACAAGUCAAAAACCUACGGAGCCCCGCACAAGACAUGCAAGAAAAAAUAAAUAAAUUGUGCAUACGAUUUACUAAUUCUUUCCCUCAAUUUACUAAAAUGUGCACAUGAUUACUAUUGCGUUCCCUCGAUUUACUAUUGCAUUCGCUUGAUUUGCUAAAUCUUGUACACGAUUUAGCAACUCGAGGGAACGAAUUAGUAAAUCGUGCGCACAAUUUAUAAAACGAGUGAACGCAAUAGUAAAUCGAGGGAACACAAUAUUAAUCGUGUGCACGUUUUAGUACAUUGAGGGAAUGAAUUAGUAAAUCAUGCACACGAUUUAUACUUAUAUUUUUUCCUGUGUGUCAUGUGCGGGGUUCUGUAAAAACCACCUCAAGCGAGCAUAAAAACUUUUUUGCAAAUUAGGGGAUUUUUAUUAGACAUUUGGUGUUUGCUUUACUCGUUUCUCAUGCGAUAUUUCAAAAUGCGCUUUUAAAUAGGGUGAUGGAAACAUAGCUACUUGCAUUGGGAACCUCUCUGGUUUUGUCACUAAAUAUAAAUAUUGUGGAAACAUUUGUGCUGUCAAACGAUUAAUCGCGAUUAAUCGCAUCCAGAAAAAAACUUUUUGUGUACAUAAUAAUUGUUUGUACUGUGUAUAUUUAUUAUGUAUACUUAAAUACACAUGCAUAUAUAUAUUUAAGAAGAUUUUU
Messenger RNA from Carassius gibelio (silver crucian carp), 3176 nucleotides. It is a transcript of the gene nat14, whose product is annotated as N-acetyltransferase 14 (GCN5-related, putative). NCBI's taxonomy places the organism in Eukaryota, Metazoa, Chordata, Actinopteri, Cypriniformes, Cyprinidae. The record is from RefSeq and is a predicted model, not a curated record. The coding region runs from base 161 to 1000 and encodes 279 amino acids. Gene Ontology annotation, molecular function: N-acetyltransferase activity. The transcript has 3 exons.